AUGAAGCCUACGGCAUUCGUCCUGCCCCGCGUUAUGCUUCUAUUUGCCUUGGUUCCGCUCAUAUUCGCACAUGCUACUCCCGGGAGCGGAACACUCGAUGGUCUCGAUGCUGCUGCCGUCCGAGCCUACGCCAGACUGUUGAAACUCAAACGUGAUUCAGCCCCCGCCACUGCUCCUUCGGGGAACUAUGCACCUAGCAAUUCGUCUUGCCCGCCACAGCUCAUCCGUAGCAUCAACAACACCGUCUCCGUUGCUCCAGGAGAAUAUUCUUAUGUCCAAGCUCGAAAAUCAGCCAUCGUAUCGAACUGGGCGACGUACCUCAACAACUCUGCCGUAAACCUUCAAGGGUUCGACAUAAAUGGUUUCUUGAGCAAUACGAGUAAUUUGCCUAUAGUGGCGAUCGCUGCAAGUGGCGGAGGCUACCGGGCAAUGCUACAUGCGUCUGGAGUGUUCAACGCGUGGGACGCGAGGAAUAGCACGUCUGUGGCUCAAGGGACAGGAGGCAUAGUCCAGCUGAGUACCUACAUGGCCGGACUGUCAGGUGGAAGCUGGUUUGUUGGCACGUUGGCUGUGAACAGCAUGCCAAUGAUUCAACAGCUCCUUGAGGUUUGGGAUUUGGAGAAGGAUCUGGUUAACCCCGGCCUCAGCGAGCUUCUAAGCUACUACCUUGAUAUCAAUUCCGAAGUGCAGGAGAAAAAGGCGAAGGGGUUUGACUGUUCGCUUACCGACUACUGGGGCCACGCAUUGUCGAGGCAUCUUGUGAACUCCACGAACAAGGGUAUCGCAACCACAUGGUCAUCAGUUCAAAACGUGUCAGCAUUCAAUGAUCAUUCGAUGCCAUUUCCAAUCAUCAUUGCAGAUGGAAGGGCGCCAGGAGAGACUGUGGUCAGCACUAACACAACCAUCUGGGAAUUUACGCCGUAUGAGUUUGGAUCAUGGGAUCCUAGCUUGAGAUCCUUCAUCCCGACUGAGCAUAUCGGGACCGCCGCGCGUAAUGGCACGCCUAGCGUAACGAAUGUGUGCGUACGAGGAUUCGAUAACGCAGGUUUUGUCAUGGGCACAUCCGCCUCGCUAUUCAACGCCGCCAUCGCCCACGUAAUGAACAGUAGCAGCACGGUUCUCCAGGCUCUUGGAGACCUCCUCAAGGAAAUCCUUACUGAUCAUAACAAUGAUAUCGCACCCUAUCCGAACACCUUCAAUGGGAUCAACGCUGGAGGUUUUCCCGCUUCAGGAUCUGCGGAACUAAACCUUGUUGAUGGUGCGACAGAUAACGAGAACAUCCCUCUUUGGCCACUUCUGCAGCCAGAGAGACAUGUGGACGUUAUUCUUGCCCUAGAUGCCAGUUUUGAUACGACUUAUCGUUGGCCGAAUGGGAGUUCCCUCGUUCAGACGAGGAACAGGGUGAUGACUGAUACUUUCAAGAACGUUCCCUAUCCUCGUGUUCCAUCGAGUACGAACACAUUCGUUAAUCGAGGUUUGAACAAUCGUACCACAUUCUUUGGAUGUAAUGAGACAGCUACGCCUCUUAUCGUCUAUGUCCCCAAUCACCCCUACACAUCAUACACCAAUUUUUCGACUUUUCAACUCAAUUAUAAACCAAUUGAAGCUCAAGAGUUCCUCACCAACGCCCUGCAUGAGGCAACAGGCAACGGAACGAAUUUGCCGACCUGUAUGGCCUGUGCUCUCAUCCAACGUGCCCUCCUCAGGCAGGGUAAACAGCUGACGCCACAAUGUCAAUCUUGCUUCAACCAGUAUUGCUGGGAUGGAGUAGAAGAUGAGAGUCUGCCGAAGGGAGAGGGUUGGAGCGGCGCAGGACGCUGGUGGAGCGGGAACUGGCGAGAAGCCGACGCCUCUUAG
Messenger RNA from Cantharellus anzutake, 1857 nucleotides. RefSeq names its product lysophospholipase 1 precursor. Gene Ontology annotation, biological process: glycerophospholipid catabolic process. NCBI's taxonomy places the organism in Eukaryota, Fungi, Basidiomycota, Agaricomycetes, Cantharellales, Hydnaceae. Gene Ontology annotation, molecular function: A2-type glycerophospholipase activity. The record is from RefSeq and is a predicted model, not a curated record. The transcript has 10 exons. Gene Ontology annotation, cellular component: cytosol. The coding region runs from base 1 to 1857 and encodes 618 amino acids.